Molecule: messenger RNA, 873 nt
Organism: Macrosiphum euphorbiae (potato aphid)
Lineage: Eukaryota; Metazoa; Arthropoda; Insecta; Hemiptera; Aphididae
Source: the annotation of a GenBank genome assembly
AUGGAAAAUCGUUGUUCUGUUUUGGGAUGUUUGAAUAUUUCUGAUGAUGGAGUUCGAUUACAUAAAUUUCCAUUUGAUGAUGAGAAGUUAUUGCCCAUUUGGAUAAUGGCGGCAAAUCGUCCAAACUGGUUACCAAUUGACAAAAGUAGGAUAUGUGACGAGCACUUUGAUAUGGCUGAUUAUGAAGGUGGCAAUAAGGGCAAUAGGCUUAGACCAGAUGCUUGUCCCAUAAUCCAUCCUACAACUACAAUCAUUGAUUUUAGCCGUCAGGACGGCCCUGAGGAUAUUACACAUGGAAAGAUAUUAGCAGAUUCUGAAGACAGUGAAUGUUCGUCUACAAGCGAUAUUAAUUCUGAUGAUUUACUUGAUACACCAAAUACUAGUGAUAUGAAAUCCAGUGAUGAUGUUUCAACUCUAAGUACAUCAUCUUGUAGUAGUUUAACUAAUUCGAUUGAAGCUAAUGGAUUUGAUGAUGAUUUUCUAUCAUCACUUUCAGACACCGAAUUUGAACUUGAAAAUGUAGAUAUUGAAGAAUCAAUGAUAGAAGUAGACUCUGUCUCAUUGUCUUCAUCUGUAACAAGUUUUAUAAACCAAGAAUGUGCGGUUGUAUUAUGUAAUCAAAAUGCAAGAGACCAGUUUGAUAUCUUAUUUUUCAUCAACUUUCCAAAGGAUAAUAAGGCACUUUGUGAAACCUGGUGGAAAAUUUGCGGGCGCAAAGACAAAUUUGAUCCUUUGUUAAAAAUAUGCUCAAUUCAUUUUGAUCCUGAAGAUUUUACAUCUAUUACUAUACGACGAGACAGUCAACUUUUUAGACAAACUAUUUUGAAGAAUAAUAAUAUUGUACCAACACUUUAUUACUGUCACCUAACCUAA